Molecule: messenger RNA, 1731 nt
Organism: Diaporthe citri
Lineage: Eukaryota; Fungi; Ascomycota; Sordariomycetes; Diaporthales; Diaporthaceae
Exons: 3
Coding region: 1-1731 (576 amino acids)
Source: RefSeq, a predicted model, not a curated record
AUGCCCUGCUUCAAGGGCAUUGCGGUGAGCAUCCAUGCCAACGGGACCCCGCUCCCAGAGCACGGCAUGCAGAAGCAGUCCAGAUUCUCCAGGAUCAACACUUUCAUACCCGUACCCAGCCCCACUCUGAGCGAGGACUCUGGCAAGACCGAAUCCGCAAAGUUCGCCAUCUCCAUCACCUUGCUGACGCCCGGCCUGCCCAUCCCGUACUCGACCCCCCGCCCGACCCAGGACAAUCCCGAGCCCACACCGCAGUAUGCCGCCAGGGAUAUGGCCUCCAGCAGGGCGGGCAACGGCGUCAACCCAUACAUCCCCAUGACCAACAGCGAGAACGAGACCGUCGCCGCCUAUAUCUACUUCGACGGUCGCGCAAAGGAAGAGGUGGCAACACUGCUCAGGCCAGGAGAAGAGACCUGGGUUAACAGCAGGUGGGUCCAGGUACCCGAUGCCGAGGGCGGAGGGCUGGCCGAGAGGGAAUUCCUGUUCCGUGAGGUUGGCCUGGAACGCUGGCUCAACGGCCUGGACCUCCAAGGCCACGACGCCGAGGAGCGGCUGGAGAAGCGCCGACAGAAGUUCGAGCGCCGGCGUAGGAAGCAGAGAGGAGAAGGCAUGGGAGCUCUGCUGGGCGGCUCGUCAAAUGGACCGCGAGAUACCUUCCGCUACGGAAACGACGAGGGAAGUCCUGUCGAGGCCGUGUUUGACGAGGACUCCUUGUCUGAUUCGGACGACGAGUUCCCCGAGGCGGCAGGGCAGAUCAAGGUCGCCAUGUUCCGCGUGAUAGCAUCUGGUGAGAUCAAGAAGGGCGAAUACUCCCCACAGUUCGGUGCACACGACGAUGACGACGAGGUUAAUGGCGGAAAUUCCAACGGGGUGGAUGCGGAUGUCGAGCAUACCACGAGCUUUGCGAAGCCCAAGACCCUGGAUCCCAAGACGAUCAGCACACAGACCGUGACCGGUAUCGAUGGGCCAGAGAAGCCCUACGCAACCUUUACCUUCUACUACCGUGGCGAGCGCCAACUGCAAAAGAUGGGAGUUCUGCCCUCGGCCAAGGCGCAGGCAACCACUCCCGCCGCAGCGAAGCGACGGUCCGGCCAGCUGGACUUCUCCAAUCUUGGCCCUCUCAAGACUACCGGGACGGUGGGCUUCUCCGCCUUCAGAGAUCAGACAGCAGAGUCGUCCAAGAGGAGGAAGGGUCGCAAGAAGUCGAACGGUAGUCUGGGCGCUAUGGACGAGGACUCGGAAGAAGACGACGACGAGCCUGAGAUUCUGGGCAAGAUGGAGGACAUUGACGAUAAGGAAGUCAAGCCGAGUACCGCGCCGGAGGAUGUCAAGUUUACGGGCGAACUAGCGGAUGGUGUUGAUCGUAUCAAGCUCAAGCGUCAACGAUCAGCGGAACCAGAGGGGACCGCCUCACCCGACCCUAAAUCCCCCAACCUGAGCGCAGCAACCUCCCCUCCCAACAUGAUAUUCGGCGGCGACGCCUCCCGUACCUCUGGCCUUGCGCCGCCCUCGUUCUUCCCGCAGAACCUUUCGGAAGACGCCACGGCUGUCGGCAGUCCGCUCAAGAAGCAACGCGCCGGCACCCUGGACGACGGGUCAGGGCAACCGUCCCAGCCCGCUCUGGGGGUCUCCCAGCCGAAGGCCUCCACGUCUGCGCCUGCAGUGCCUGCGGCCCCUCUUGCGCGCUCCGCGCAGGCUGCCCAGACACAUGAGGAGGAGGAGGAGCUAUAG